AGCCAAAUUUUUACAAUAUUUGUUCCUGUGCUGAGGACAUUGUGUAGCCUACGUUUAAAGAUCUGAUAACUUUUCUACACGUUUUUACGAGCGUUUUUAAAGUUUUCUUGCGCUAAGAGCUUCGGGUAAAUGUACCAGUCGCCAUCCUUUUUCCUACGGAGGAUUGUGUGGAAUUUUUGUCCAUCCUUAGCUCUAAUUUUAAGGCUAAAAGUCUGUUUUGUUUGCUCCACCGUUAAGUUUUUUUGUUUCUCUUAGCAGACCACUACUGACUCAGUUGCCGUAUUCGUUAAAGAUCUCGGAAGAUACCAAAGAUUAAAAAGCGCAUGAGCAUUUCACCAAUCGUCAUGUUGAGUUUGCUGAUUUUACCCUUGAUUGCCCUGAGCUCUGCAGCAGAAGACACCUGCAGAAACAAGACCAUUCAACUGUGUUGCCGUGGACAACCGGGAACAAACGGUAUUCCCGGUAUGCACGGCAUACAGGGAUCCCCAGGACGUGAUGGACGAGAAGGGCGCGGCGGAGCCAGAGGAGACCGGGGUCUUCCAGGGAGGACUGGACCUAAGGGACCAGCUGGUGUCGAAGGAAAGAAAGGAGAUAAGGGAGAUCCUGGAGUUCAGGGCCCCACCGGUCAAAAAGGACAGCGAGGGGAGAAAGGUGAGAGUGUAACUCCAGGAUCACCUCAGCUUUCCUCGCACAUGAACUGGAAAGAAUGCACCUGGAAACAUGGAGAUGGCAAAGACCAAGGACUGAUCAGGGUAGGAGGAUAUUUCACCAUCCACAGAUCUCGGAAGAUACCAAAGAUUAAAAAGCGCAUGAGCAUUUCACCAAUCGUCAUGUUGAGUUUGCUGAUUUUACCCUUGAUUGCCCUGAGCUCUGCAGCAGAAGACACCUGCAGAAACAAGACCAUUCAACUGUGUUGCCGUGGACAACCGGGAACAAACGGUAUUCCCGGUAUGCACGGCAUACAGGGAUCCCCAGGACGUGAUGGACGAGAAGGGCGCGGCGGAGCCAGAGGAGACCGGGGUCUUCCAGGGAGGACUGGACCUAAGGGACCAGCUGGUGUCGAAGGAAAGAAAGGAGAUAAGGGAGAUCCUGGAGUUCAGGGCCCCACCGGUCAAAAAGGACAGCGAGGGGAGAAAGGUGAGAGUGUAACUCCAGGAUCACCUCAGCUUUCCUCGCACAUGAACUGGAAAGAAUGCACCUGGAAACAUGGAGAUGGCAAAGACCAAGGACUGAUCAGGAACUGCGAAUUUAUGAAGAACUUCACAGACACUGCCCUCCAUGUAUAUUUUGCUGGUAACCUCAGGAUUUAUGCAUGCGACCGCUGCUGUAGUCGUUGGUAUUUCACCUUCAAUGGCACCGAGUGCAGCUUUCCUGGCUCCAUUGAAGGUGCGGUCUAUAUGCAAACCGGCAAGAACCAUGAUCUUCAUCGUCACCGCCAUAUUGAAGGUUACUGUAACAACAUCCAUAAGGGAAAGGUGCGAGUGGGAUUCUGGGUUGGAAGUUGCAACGCUGGCCAUAAGCUUGCUGACGCAUACACAGGCUGGGCGACGCUGUCCCGUAUCUUCGUUGAAGAGGUUCCAAAAGCUCAGCACUCAUUCAUCUUUGAACAGCAACAAGUAAGUUCUGUAAACCGCUCGCUGAAGUUUUUUCACGCUAAAUCUAACGUAUCUUAUCUUCUUUCCGGCACUGUAGCUUCCUCUAUUUACUGUAUCGACACAAACGCUGAGUUCGGUGAAGAAUAUCGAAAGAUGGCCGCACCUCGUAUUAAUAUUUUGCCCAACAUCUUGAUGGGUUUGCUGAUUUUGCCGCUGGUCACCUUGUGCUGGGCUUCGACCAACUGCACCCAAUCGACGCCACCAUAUGGACAUUGCAGCCAAAACUGCUGCUAUUGCCCACCAGGAGUGCCAGGAAUGCCGGGUAUGUCUGGUUCCGCGGGUAUUCCGGGAUUGCCGGGCCCACAAGGAUGCAUGGGUCCGAAGGGAGACAAAGGCGACCAAGGAAAUCCUGGAAUCCAAGGCCCCCCAGGCCCCCAAGGAUAUAAUGACUCAGCGGGACCUCCGGGAUCCCCCGGAUCAAAGGGGCCGAAAGGCGACAAAGGGGACACAGGCAACCAAGGAAUCCAAGGCCCUCCAGGCCCUCCGGGAACAUUUGGACGAAACUGGAAACAAUGCGUUUUUAGCGGUAUGAGUGACGGAAAAGAUGUUGGCUUGAUCAAGGAAUGUGUCUUCAACAAAACAUCAGACGAAACUGGUCUGCGCGUCUUCUGGAAUGGUGUUCUUCGCAUCUACAACUGCCAUGGCUGCUGCAAGCGAUGGUAUUUCACCUUUGACAAGAAAGAAUGCUCUUUUCCAGCUGCGAUUGAUGGUGUGGUUUAUAUGGUAAAUGGAAAUAACGGCAAAAAGAAUUUGCUCCGGGUAAGACACAUCGAGGGCGUAUGUAUGAAAAUCCGAAGAGGUAUCGUGAGCGUGGGAUUCUGGGUCGGUAACUGUCUUGGUUACGGAGCUGCUGAUGCGCACACUGGUUGGAGAUCGGUGUCCCGGAUCUACGUGGAAGAAGUACCACCCCCACAGCCUUAAAAGCCAUGGACGAUGUCCUGAUACUUCAAAACAAGUUGAAAGAAAACGACGAUUUUUGAUUUAAAAGCCGAUUUUAGUAAGCUCUAACCGACACUGAUGUAAUGAAAAAUAUUCAAAUAAAUGAUCAUAGAGUGCAA
Orbicella faveolata is the source of this 2713-nucleotide messenger RNA. RefSeq lists its product as uncharacterized. The record is from RefSeq and is a predicted model, not a curated record. Lineage: Eukaryota; Metazoa; Cnidaria; Anthozoa; Scleractinia; Merulinidae.